Molecule: messenger RNA, 1197 nt
Organism: Phanerochaete carnosa HHB-10118-sp
Lineage: Eukaryota; Fungi; Basidiomycota; Agaricomycetes; Polyporales; Phanerochaetaceae
Exons: 6
Coding region: 1-1197 (398 amino acids)
Molecular function (GO): FAD binding; monooxygenase activity
Source: RefSeq, a predicted model, not a curated record
AUGUCUCCCGCGCGUGUAGCCGUCAUUGGUGCGGGAGUCGUGGGCCCUGUCGCGGCCAUGUUGCUCAAGCAGAAGGGGUACGACGUGGUCCUCUAUGAACGUCUCGACUCCCCCUCUGAGGCAGGCCUCGGUCUCGCAAUCCAGCAAAAUGGACAGGCGGUGCUCGCCAGAAUUCCGGGACUCGUCAAACACAUUGACGGUCACCCAAUGGACGAGUUCCACUUCUACUCGGUCAUGCCCGAGGAUCCCGGUCUCCUUGGUAUCAGCGACCACCCGCGCCGGCAUCGUGAGAUGAGUGCGCUCGGGUCCACCAGCGUGCAGCGGCCGGUCCUGCAUAAACGACUCACCGAGUUCGCGAAGAAGCUUGGGAUUCCUGUCAACUUCGGUCACAAGCUUGAGAAGCUCGAGCAGACAGAAGACAGCGUUACCGUUACCUUCGCCAAUGGCGUGCAGGAAACUUUCAGCUUCGUGGUCGGCUGCGACGGCUUGCACAGUAACACUCGUAGUUGUCUCUUUGGGGAGACAUCUGCAGACUACACAGGCGUGUCUCAAUGGGGUGGCUUGUCCCCCACUCCCGAGUUCUGGAAGGGAAAACGCGCACCGGCGGACCUGUACGGAAACGGGGCGCACAUGAUUGUUGUCCCUGUGAGCGACUCGUUGAUGACCUGGGCGCUUUCCCAACGUGGACCAGAGUUCAAGGAGGAGUGGAGGUCAAUCGAUGCCGCAGCGGCUGAACACUUCAAGAAAAACUCGCCGUUUAGCCAAUGGCCCUUCGGCGCCGGUGAGUUGGUCAGGAACAGCUUGAAGAUAGUCAGGUAUGGUAUCUAUGACCGCCCAGAGUUGAAGACUUGGUUCCGGGGACGGGUCGUCCUCAUCGGCGAUGCGGCGCACCCCACAAGCCCCUUUCUCGGAAUGGGCGCGAAUCAAUCCUACGAGGACGUCGGCCUCCUGAUUGACCUCCUCGAGAAGUACAGCCCCUCGACGGAAUCUCCGUCGACGGAUACGCUGGCUGCAGCCUUCACAGAGCUCGAGCGGGUGCGUCUGCCACGCACGGCGGACCUUGUCAAGAGGGCGCGCAUACAAGGCGAGACGCGUGUCGUCUCGGGCGUCGAGGCAUGCAUCAAGCGUAACAACUACUACCGCGAUGUAUGCAAUGAUCCUGUCAAAUUUAAAGCACGUUUUGGAAUACUAGUAUGA